UGUACCUUGAUGUGGUCCGGGGGCUUUUCCACCAAAGCAGUAUUACAGUGAUUAUAUCACAGAAACUUGGGAUACGAAUAUUUUCUUUUUAGUUAAGCUACAUUGUGAUCAAUUUUAGUACUUAACUUGGCGACCUUUAUUAUCCACUGCCAUGGUCAAAUAAUAUACAAUGUGGGUUUAGGGCCCAAUUCUCUCUGCAAGCAAAUUUCUUAUUCUCUCAUAUACACUAUCAAUCUCUCAUUCGAAAUGUACAAACGUGGCCUACACGAUAACACAAACCUGGUCACAAAUACGAACGCCCGCGUUCUCGCCAAUAUUCAAACAUCCCGAUUGAUUAGGUGAACGUUGGAACCUAAGAACCUAAGCUCGCGUAAUCAUGAAUCGGUCACGUCCGGAAGUCUCCGCCCUUGAUCCUAGCAGCCCAAAUUCAUGCCGUUAGUUGGACCAAUAGAAAUAAAAACUAGAUAAGACGUCCACGCGCGGUCAUUGAAGAAUACGCGAACAUGCGAAUGGCCACACGCUUACAAAAAUAAUGUGUCCACGCGAAGUUACAUACUAGCACACGCGACAAAAACGUCCACAUACAAACGCUCGAGUCCUUCGCGAUCAUCCACGCGCGACCACACUCACGAUCUCGUAAAAAGUAUAACACCCCGGUGACUAAGUGAAUGGUUUAGCACUUUUAAAUUAACAAUCCCGGUCUCGAGAGUGAACCUCCAAAUGCCCGUUUUCGCGCGAUCAUGCAUCGGUUUCGUCCGGAAUCCCCUAUUCUAGGCCCUAGUAGCAUAAGUCCAAUGCCGUCAGGUCGACCAAUCAAAAAUAUAAUGCUCAUAUUCACUAAACUACAUAAAAAUCGAAUGUAUACACACAAAGUCACAUACACGCGACAAACAAAUAUAAAAAUGCUUGAGCCCUUCGCGACCAUCCACGCAACCUAUACUCGCGCUCUUCCAGACAUUAUAACAUCUCGGUGAUAAUAUGAACGUCUCAGCACUUGUAAUCACUCAAAUGCAGUCUUAAGCGUGAACCUACAGUCCCCCGCUCUCGCGCAUUUAUGAGUCGUUCACGUCCUGAAGUCUCUAUCCUCGAUUCCAGAAGUCUAGGUCCAUGCCUUAAUUGAAUCAAUUAGCUCUACAGCUCCAGUAAGACAACUCUCGAAAAAAAUCGGCGCAUUAUUAAUACUCAAUAACAAUACUAACUCUUCUUUUUAUUUUAUUUUUAUUUAUUUUCGGUCUCAUGCGUUAUAUUCUUGUGAUGACCUUUUCGAGCUCAUACAUCCAAGAAGAGCAACAUUGCUGCCAACAAUGAUUCUUCUCUGCCAUCAGACGUCGCCAGGUUUUAGAACAAUGGAGAUGUAUUCUCAUACUCGAUGGAAUCAGAUAAGUAGGAACGAUCAACAAACUGCAAGUAGUACACGUUUCUUAUUUUAACAAAUACAAUAAUAUUCGUAUUAAAAUAUUAUUUACAGGCUCCACAUAUACCUCAACACAAACAAAUACACAAAUGCUUGACAGGUGACUGGGCCAAGUGCAUUCACUCGUAGGAUCUAUCAUUUCGAUGAUCGCCUCGAUUCCACGAAACCAGUGCACAAGUAAACUGACAUAAGCUAGUCUCAUCUGGUGAAUGCAUGUAACCUGGAAACCCCAGACACGACAGGACGAGACGGACAGAUUGGACUCGACGAGGCCUAGUUCAGAGUUUUUGGGCAUUCUGCAUUGCACGUCAUCAAUAUUUUUAUCGCAAAAAAUAUCCAACGAGAUGAAAUCUGGUCGCGUUUUAUUAGUGACCCAUAAACACCAUUAUAAUAAACUGGCCAUUCUACUGUCCGUAUUGCAUCAAGAUCGCAAGUCUGCAAGCUAUAAGGUGCUUGUAUUGGACCACCAAAAACCAGUUGGCUUAAAGGUGGACGACAUAGAACGUGGCGAAAUGUGGCAUCGAAUGGUGGCCCUAUCUGCCCAAAAUAGUCAGUUUGUUCCGGAAGGUGUCGGUGGUCAUAGCGUGUUGCAGAUCACCGUGUCUGACUUGAUCGACGUUACUAAGCACAUGAUUAAGUGUGAUGCUAAUAAAAUUAUACAAAACUGGGAUAACCGACAAAUACCUAGAUUUAAAGAUCAGCGGCCGUCACAAUCUGUAAUGGACGCGGUAGUAGCGCUAAGAGAACUCAACUCUGCCGUACUGAAUGGAAAUAUUAAAUUGGAAAGUUUGAAAAUUCAGUUUACGUUGAAACAACUUAAGCAAAAUGAAGAAUUGAAAAAAGCUAGAGAGCAUUUACAGUGCUAUAUUCCAUACACAGACAUAGCAAAUUUUGUAUCAAACUUUGCUAUUGUAUUUGACCGCAAGCAGAUGGAAAAAAAGUUGGAAGAUCUAAAGUACCAGGUGUCGUAUAAGAGUAUGUCCUUGUAUCCAGACUAUUGCAAUAAACUGAAAGUACUUCAAGAGUUAAGAUAUAUAGAUGAGAUGCAGCAGGUGGCUAUGAAGGGUCGUGUAGCUUGUGAAAUGGGUCAAAAUGAGUUGAUGAUCACAGAAUUGGUGCUUAGAAAUAUUCUUACUGACAUGCAACCUGCGGAGAUCGCUGCAUUGCUCUCCAGUUUGGUAUUUCAGGCUAAGACGGAAGUAGACCCCAAAAUGUCCGAUUCGAUAAAAAAGGCUAAAGUGUUGUUUGAAGAAGUUGAAAAUGACAUACGCUAUGUAGAGCAGAUGUAUGGAAUUAACGAUAUGCAGGAGAGUGAUAAACUAAAUUUCGGCUUGUUAGAAGUUGUUUACGAAUGGGCUCGAAACAAACCAUUCGCGGAAAUAAUGGAAUUAACUGACAUUAAAGAGGGCAUCAUAGUACGUUGCAUCCAACAAUUGAAUGAAACAUUAUGCAAUGUAAAGGAUGCCGCAAGAAUCAUUGGAGAUCCAGUGUUGCACAGCAAAAUGGAAGAAGCUUCAAAUGCCAUUAAACGGGAUAUUGUGUUUGCUGCCAGUUUGUAUACGUCCAAUACUCCAAUAGAUGUCAUAGUAGACGCUGAAUAAAAGCACUAUUUUCACUAUA
This is a messenger RNA of Topomyia yanbarensis, 3034 nucleotides long. Its product is annotated as superkiller complex protein 2-like. Bases 1624 to 3015 code for a protein of 463 amino acids. The record is from RefSeq and is a predicted model, not a curated record. Gene Ontology annotation, cellular component: Ski complex. Gene Ontology annotation, molecular function: RNA helicase activity. Gene Ontology annotation, biological process: nuclear-transcribed mRNA catabolic process, 3'-5' exonucleolytic nonsense-mediated decay. The transcript is spliced from 4 exons. NCBI's taxonomy places the organism in Eukaryota, Metazoa, Arthropoda, Insecta, Diptera, Culicidae.